This is a messenger RNA of Thlaspi arvense, 4762 nucleotides long. The record is from the annotation of a GenBank genome assembly. NCBI's taxonomy places the organism in Eukaryota, Viridiplantae, Streptophyta, Magnoliopsida, Brassicales, Brassicaceae.
CUAAUAACACUUCCUUAAUCUUGUGUAACAACGAUUCCAUGGCCAUAGUAGAAGUCGAGGAUAUUUGAUAAGCAGGAACGAAAAAGGAAAGUUUUGAUAUGGUUUUUGGGCGGAUAGAGUUUUGAUCAUCGAAUUAUAUUAGUUUUCCUUCUACUCGUAUGGUCUCAUCUCUGUUUCAGUAAACCUCAUCAGAAAAAGAAGCCUGAAGCUAACAUUAGAACAGUCCUACCCAUUCAGCGAACGUAGAGGCAAUAUGAAUGUUAAAAGAGCAACCUUUGCAACUUGAAACCCUUUUAAAAACGAUUUUUACUUUGUGAGUGAGUGAGUGAGUCAUGAUUUUGAUUUUUCGUGAAACCGACAAAGCACUAAAAAGGGCAAUUUUCUGUAAAAGAAGACGGCUUUAAUCGGUGUAUGCUAAAUAUCGGAGAGGACACGAACGUUGACGGAGAUAGAUUCCUCUCAGCUUUUUCUAUCAUCACCACACAGCUCUCAAAUCCGCGGCAAACCUAUAAGGGGUCAUCUUCUUCAUUUUUCUCUCUUGCGUUUUCCCGGCAGAUCAUCAUCAAUGUCGCGCCUUUUCGUUUCUCGCGUUAUCUGGUCUAAUAUUGAUGAGAGAUGGUUUGGAAACUUUUUAAUCGAGAUUAUAGCUUGUAGAGAGAGACGAAACCCUAGAAAAAUGAGUCCCACGACGGCCGUCGACGAUCCGAGCCAGAUUAAACGUGCCCUGAUUGAUGCUUCUGCCGGCGCCAUCUCUGGUGCUGUUUCCCGCACCGUUACUUCUCCGCUUGAUGUCAUUAAGAUUAGAUUUCAGGUUCAACUAGAACCGACAACUUCAUGGUCCGUUGUCCGGGGAAACUUGACCGGAGCAUCCAAGUAUACUGGAAUGGUUCAGGCAACUAAAGACAUAUUUAGAGAAGAGGGUUUUCGGGGUUUUUGGCGUGGUAAUGUGCCAGCUUUGCUCAUGGUCAUGCCAUACACUUCAAUUCAGUUUACCGUUCUACAUAAGUUGAAGUCUUUUGCAUCUGGUUCUACUAAAACAGAGGAUCAUAUACAUUUGAGCCCAUAUCUAUCCUUCGUCAGUGGAGCGUUAGCAGGAUGUGCUGCUACACUAGGAUCUUAUCCUUUUGACCUUCUUAGGACAAUAUUGGCCUCACAAGGGGAGCCUAAGGUGUAUCCAACAAUGAGGUCUGCGUUUGUCGAUAUAAUGCGAUCUCGAGGCGUAAAAGGAUUGUAUAAUGGAUUAACACCAACACUCGUUGAGAUUGUGCCUUACGCUGGCCUGCAAUUUGGCACAUAUGAUAUGUUUAAGCGCUGGAUGAUGGACUGGAACCGACACGUUUUGUCGUCCAAAAACCCGAUCAAUGUGGACACCAACCUUUCUAGCUUCCAGCUUUUUGUUUGUGGGCUUGCGGCUGGCACUAGCGCUAAACUUGUCUGCCAUCCUCUUGAUGUCGUCAAAAAACGAUUCCAGGUUGAAGGUUUACAGAGACACCCAAGAUAUGGAGCCCGAGUGGAGCGACGUGCAUACAGAAACAUGUUAGACGGUCUUAGACAGAUUAUGUUGUCGGAAGGGUGGCACGGUCUGUACAAAGGCAUUGUGCCUUCCACUGUGAAAGCUGCUCCUGCUGGUGCUGUAACCUUUGUGGCCUAUGAGUUUACCUCCGACUGGUUGGAAUCAAUUUCUUGGUAGAAGAUUUUACUCUUUUCACAUCUUUAUAUCUUUCUGUCGCUAGCAUUUAUUAUAGGCUCACUCUUCUUCCGGCCCUAUUCACGGGUGUGUUAAGCACAUAUCAUAUCAUCAUUGAUUAUUUUGGGAAUAUUAUACGAGUAAACAUCAAGUGUUGUCUCAAGUUGUUGAGUUUCUAACAAGUGAUGUAUAGUGCGAUUAUAAAGUUGUGUAGUGAAUCCAAUUUAUCAUGUUCCAGCAAAUAUUUCGCAACAUAUGGAAAUAUACUCUGGACUGUAAUGCCAAAAAUCUAUGUAAAAAAUGUUGUAAAGCUGCAAAAAAAUUUCUAUCGAGUUCGAUGCAAUUCAGGAACAAAGAGAUUAUGUGCCCUUGUUCUCUGCUAGUGCUCGCUUUUAAGAUUCACUCUUAAAACCAACAAACAGAACCAAAACCAAAAUGUUGGGCAAAAUCAGCCAACUGUAACUACAAUUUGUCCUAACCAUGUCUCUCUGUCUAUACUUCGGACGUAGCUUUGCAGGUCUUCUUGUUAUGUCCUAAUCCCUUGCAGUUGCUACACUGAAGCUGACGCUUGAUCAUGUCUAUCGGUUCCACCUGCUUACUCUUUGGCCUCCCCGGUGUCCUUCUCGUGGGCGGAGGCGUUACUGAAACAACCACCCCCUCCGUCGUCGUCGUCAUCAUCAUAUCCUUGGGUACAGGGUGAACGGACUCAGCAUACGUUAACCGGUAACUCUCUAAGGUAAAGUAUCUGGAGCAGUAUUCAUAAGGGCUUUUCUCGCUGCACUGAAUCACUGCAAUCGCGUGGCUGCAGGGUAAACCCGUCAGUCUCCACAGCUUACAGUCACAGUCACACUGAUUGAUAUCAACUACGUUGAUGGAUUCACCAUGAACCUCGAAUAAGCUAUUGUGCGGCCCUGAAACCUGAAGUGGCCUUGCGAGUUCUACUUCUUUCUGUAGCUUCUCCUCGUUAGCUGGUGUUAGCGCUGCAGCAACCCAUUCCCGGGACUGUACCUGACGCGUAUAGAUCGAUUGCAUCAGCUUUGCUCUGAGCUCGUCUAUCAUUUGAGUUAUAGGCAACUCGUGCGCUUCGGAAACCCAGCCGUAGAAAUCUAGCCCGAAAGUGGAGUUCAUGUGGUUAUACCUCUCUCCUUCAAAUAAAGCAUUAGCCCAAUGGUGAGGUUCGCUUUCGAUAACCCAAGUGUAAGCAUCAGGGGAAAUGUUUUUUAUGUUCUCCAAGCAACGGUAAUAUCCAUCGGGCCGUGUCGCAUAAGCAGCAGCAUAGAAAUCGUUGAGCAUAAACCGUCUUGCUUCAUGAGAAAACUGAGCCUUCAAGUCCGUGUUUAGUUUCUCGGCGAGGUGACGCAGACAAUAGGCAUGGUGGUGUUCGUUUCCAAACACCAGAGGCAAUGCAUUCUUCAGACCGUUUUGGAAAUCUGCGACAAACGUGAUUCUCCGGGAAUCGGACAAUGCCGAUUUGAGAUUCUCCAGAAACCAAACCCAGUUCUCUUCCGUCUCAGAGUCCACAACAGCGAAAGCUACUGGAAAUACUCCAUCCUCUGCAUCAGGAGCUGUAGCAACAAGCAUAACCCCUUGGUACUUGGAGUUCAAGACGGCGCUGUCAAGGAAAAGGAGAGGGCGACAACCUUGUCUGAAUCCAGAUAUCGACGCAUAGAAGGAUAUGAAAAGACGGUGGAAGCUCGAAUCUUCUUUUGUCAUGAGAGUGGCGACACUUCCAGGAUUCGUCUCCUUGAUCUUGUCGCAGAGAAAGGGAAGUUGACUAUACGCUUCUUUGUAAGAGCCUUGAAGCUGCUCUCUAGCAAUCUCUUUAGCUCUCCAUGCCUGUGAGUAAUUCAGUGGAAUCCCAUACUCUCUCUUAAUAUCCUCUGCAAUAUCUUUCGGCUUGUAAUCAGGGAAAGCUUUCAACUUCUCCUUUAUGAGACUCCCGACCCAACCUUUCGUUGCACGGUAACCAGCUUUGACAACCGCUCUCUCACACGUGUGCCUCGGAUUCAUCUUCUUGAUGCAUAUGAGCUGCGUGGUCGAAAGCCUCGACGCAGUGAUACGCCAUGGACAUCCCUGAGCUUUGCAUUUGACCGAGACCCGGUGGCUAUCGUUCUUCUUGUACUUGUAAGUGAACACGUGCGCGAUCGAGAACUUGUGCAGCGCAUCCCGGAACUCUGUGAAGCUGUUGAACCUCUGAUCAACACCCGUGAUGGUGUUCUCCCACUGCUGCGCUGGUCUUACAUGCUGUUUCUCGUCACUCAAGACGAAAUUUUCAGGCAAAGGGCUGCUCUCGUCAGGCAUUAUCUCCAUAUCGAUGUGGAAAUCAUCAUCGUCUCCCAUAACAACAUCGCCUGCAGAAACCACAGGCACCACUGCUGCUUCCGAUGCGGUUGUUACACAUACCUACUAGCUGGCAUGUUGGAAACAAUUCUCGUGUCAGGUUCCUUGGGUAAGACGAAGAUCUCGACAUCGGGUGCGUCUGCGGAGAAGCUGAGCAUACGUUUGAAGUCCUUAUCCUUGGAGAUGGUGAUAAGGGUUUUCUUGUUUUUAGGGAGGAAGUACUUAAGGCUCAUAGUUGUCAUAGCCUCCCCACUUAACCCGAACCUCUCGGCGAAUUCGGACGUGAAACCGCUUAGAGAAGUGUCGUGGUCGAUGUCUAUGACAUAAGCCACUCCAUCUUUAUAAGCUAAUGUUCCAUCUUUAUUUGUCACAAAAUGUCCCCCUGACUGACAUAUAGCUAUGACUUUCUUCGUCGCCAUUACUAUAACCUUAAAAAUCUGCACCAAGACAGGGAGAAACAGAGAGACCGACCACGCCACUGGUUUUCGGUUUCAGACAAAAUCGAAAGUCGGAGUUUUUGCUUCGAGAUAUACGAAUCCAGCAACCCAGAAAAACCGAGAAGAAGAGACGGUGGGUUUGAAACAAUAAUUAAAAAAAAAAAAAAAAAAAAAAAAAAAACCUAAGUGGCAAAACGCUGCGUUUUGGCAUAAAAGGAAAACAGAUUCGUGUCAAGUUGUUGUUGGAUAAUAACAGUUAGCAGAAGUUUCGUCUUUUAACAAUAACCACGAAUUCGCA